AUGGAUAUACCACAAAACAGCGAUAGCAGCCGCCCGCAGGCAUCUUCAAGAGGCAGAAGAGGUCGCGGUAGAGGAGGCAGAAAUCGUGGCAAUCAAAAGGCUCAUAUUACUAAACAAACAGCGCAAGAAACGCAAGCAACGCAAACAACGCCACCGACAAACGGUGAGACGAGCACAAACUCCAAUCAGCCAGAUAAAUCCAAGCAGACGCGCAAUUCAAAGCCAAAUCGUCGCUUUAACGGCUCGCUCACGCAGUUCAACUCGGAAUCUCAAUCGCCACUGCCAAUCCCAAUCGUAGAAACAACCGGUGAAGAGGAUCUUCGCACACGCCUAGAACGCGAAUUGAAAACCGGGAAGGUGGAGUGCUUGAUUUGCUUCGAGGUUGUAAAGACAUACGAUAAAACACACUCGUGCAAUACUUGCUUCAACGUCUACCACUUGAAAUGUAUAUCGGAAUGGGCAAGGGCGUCUUACAACCAACCGUUCAAAGAAGGCGAGGCAAAGCACUGGAGAUGUCCAGGAUGCCAAACCAAGUCUACAAAAAUACCUCGCGAAUAUCGCUGUUUCUGCAGAAGACAGCGCGACCCAAAACCGGGAAAAUUGGCAGUCCCUCACUCAUGCGGUCAAUCUUGUUCCCAGAGAAGACUGCACUGCAAGCAUCCUUGUCCACUUCCUUGUCAUCCUGGUCCCUGUAUGGACUGCCAGACUCCAAUUUACGUGAAAUGUCACUGCAACAAGACUUCUACACCAAUCAAGUGUUCUUAUGCGACAAGAAAUCCUGAAAGCGGUAAAGUUCUUGCUAUGUCAUGUGCGAAUGUAUGUGGAAAGGCCCUUGAUUGCGGUCAACAUAGCUGUAAAGCACCUUGCCAUCCUGGUCCUUGCUCGCCGUGUCUCGAGGUAGAAAAGAGCAAGUGCUACUGCGGCAAGGAGAGCUCUGUAAAGCCUUGCGGUACCCGUGGAUAUCUUGGCAAACAGUCGUGUUACAGCAAGGACGAGUUCUACAUUGCAUUGUGGGAGUGCUCGAAUGUUUGUGGAGAGUUUUAUGAUUGCAACGUCCACCAGUGUCAGCAGCUAUGUCACCCACCAUCUCGUCAAUCUCUCACCUGUCCAUUGUCUCCCUCAGUCAUCACGCACUGUCCAUGCGGAAAGCACCCGCUAAAGGAUCUGCCAGACGGUGCCAGGAAGAGUUGUCAAGAAUCCAUAGCUUCAUGUGGCAGAAUGUGCGGAAAGCAGCAAAGAACUUGCAACCAUGCGUGUAAAGCACAAUGUCACACUGGAGAUUGUCCGCCAUGCCAAGUAGAUAUGACGACAAUCUGUCGCUGUGGUGCGUCAAAAGUAACACGCAAGUGUCACGAAGUGCAACAUGAAGGUGACCAAGUACUCUGUGAGCGUGUCUGUCACUCACUCCGUCUGUGCGGCAAGCACGAGUGUCUCAAACGGUGCUGCCCACUUCGUGAAUUUGAAGACAGACGUGGAAAACGCAAAGCAGUUCUGGAUUCUCACGUGGCAGUCCCCGAUGAAGUGAUGCAGAUGUGGCACACAUGUGAGAUCAUCUGCGGCAAGACUCUGUCAUGCGGAAGACAUAAAUGCAUGGAGCCAGAUCACAAAGGGAAAUGCGGACCGUGUUUGAAUGCCUCGUUUGACGAACUUACGUGCUCAUGCGGUAGUACUACACUGGAACCACCAAUACCAUGUGGUAUGCAAGUGCAUUGUUCUUAUCCUUGCAAUAGACCUCCUUCAUCCUGCGGUCAUCCACGUCCAGCGCAUACCUGCCACGGCGAUGAUGUGGGUUGUCCCCCAUGUCCAUUCCUUACCACCCGCACGUGCCAAUGCGGUAGAUCUAAAAUCCCUAAUGUUCGUUGCUCCCAGGAGACGGUGAGAUGCGGACGGGUCUGCGAUAAGGUGUUGGACUGUGGCCACAAAUGCAAAAAGCCGUGCCAUACAGGUGAAUGCAGGAGCGGAUUGGAGAAAUGUCAAAGUGUUUGUGGAAGAUUAAGGUCAAUCUGUGCACAUAUCGAUACAUCCACAUGCCACGGUACAUCUCCUUGCGACGAGUCAGUUUCAUGUCAGGCUGCCGUCACGGUCACCUGCAAAUGCGGGACGCAGAAGGCUAAAGUUUGCUGUGGUGCAUCGGAAUGUACGCCACAUAGCAAACAGGAUGAUUACUUAGAAUGCAAGAACAGUUGCGUUACUGCUGAGCGUAAUUCAAGACUGGCGAGAGCAUUAGGCAUCAAUGACACAUACAAACGCAAGCAUGACACAAAUUACACAAGUGAAAUGCUGCAGUUUACUCAUAUUAAUUAUGGUUUCGUUAGUGGCAUCCAGAAAGCAUUCAAUGAAUUCCUCGAUUCACAGGAUAGAGCACUCCAACUACCUCUGAUGAACAAGUCUAGAACACAGUUCUGUUUAUCCUACGCCGAUGCUUAUGGAUUCGACAGCGAAGUGUUCCAAGACUUACUUACUGUCAGGCGCAAGAUAGGCUCACACUUACCUUCUCAGCUCAUUACUGCCGUCGUCGAUGAAUCCAAGCAAAAAAAUAGUGGGGUUGUUGAAUUCCGCAAGAGUGCUACAUCUUCUGCGACACCAACACCGCAAUUAUCGAGACAAGGAAGCGGUGUGUCUACCGCACAACAGUCAGACGAUUGGGAGGAGAUUAGCUAA
Wallemia ichthyophaga EXF-994 is the source of this 2661-nucleotide messenger RNA. Its product is annotated as FKBP12-associated protein 1-like protein. Gene Ontology annotation, biological process: negative regulation of transcription by RNA polymerase II. The record is from RefSeq and is a predicted model, not a curated record. The transcript is spliced from 4 exons. Bases 1 to 2661 code for a protein of 886 amino acids. Gene Ontology annotation, cellular component: nucleus. Gene Ontology annotation, molecular function: RNA polymerase II transcription regulatory region sequence-specific DNA binding; DNA-binding transcription factor activity, RNA polymerase II-specific; zinc ion binding. NCBI's taxonomy places the organism in Eukaryota, Fungi, Basidiomycota, Wallemiomycetes, Wallemiales, Wallemiaceae.